Molecule: messenger RNA, 1254 nt
Organism: Striga asiatica
Lineage: Eukaryota; Viridiplantae; Streptophyta; Magnoliopsida; Lamiales; Orobanchaceae
Source: the annotation of a GenBank genome assembly
AUGUCAGAUGGAUCUGCCGACACCCCACUCCUCCACCGGCACCUCGAGGGGUGGCGCCGCCGCAUUACCUCCGCCGUCAACCUCAAGACCUCCCUCCCAUCCGAGCUGAGCGGCGCCGUCGGCGACCUCGGCACCUACAUCCCCAUCGUCCUUGCCCUCACGCUCGUCUCCAAUCUCGACCUCUCCACAACCCUAAUCUUCACCGCCGCCUACAACAUCGCCACCGGCGUCCUGUUCGGAACCCCUAUGCCCGUCCAGCCGAUGAAAUCGAUCGCCGCCGUCGCCGUCUCGGAGACGCCUCACCUGACGGUUUCGCAGAUCGCCGCGGCCGGAAUCUCCACCGCCGCUGUGCUGCUCUUCCUCGGUGUCACCGGCCUCAUGUCCGUUCUCUACCGCUUUCUUCCUCUUCCGGUCGUUCGGGGUGUUCAGCUCUCACAGGCAAAGUAUUCAAUUUUCCUUGGCCUGGCAUUCGCAUUUUCGGCCAUCAAAUACAUCCAAUACAACCAAGAUUUCACCAAAACAACAUCAACCAAAACAACCGACCCUCGACCCUGGCUCGGCUUAGACGGCCUUAUCCUCUCCCUCACUUGCCUCCUCUUCCUAAUCAUCACAACUGGUGAUGGAACUUCCAACACCAACACACAAAACCCUCGAAAUAUCCAAAAACGACUCAAAACUCUAUCAUCAAUCCCAUCUGCCCUCAUAAUCUUUCUCCUUGGCCUCACCCUAUGCUUCGUCCGUGACCCAUCCAUCUUCCACGACUUAACCCUCGGGCCCUCGGGCUUCCAUCUGCUAACCAUAACAUGGAAUGACUUCAAGAUUGGAUUUUUACGUGGAGCAAUCCCUCAAAUCCCGUUAUCCGUCCUGAAUUCUGUUAUUGCUGUUUGUAAGCUGUCGGGCGAUCUUUUUCCGGGUACUGAAUUAUCGGCUGCUAAAGUGUCGGUAAGUGUGGGCCUCAUGAACUUGGUCGGGAUCUUGAGGGGUUUUCCGGUCGGGAUUCUUGGGGUGCUUUUGUUGUUUGCCGGGAUCGAGCUGGCAAUGGCGUCUCGGGAUAUGAACUCGAAGGAGGAUUCUUUGGUUAUGCUGGUUUGCACGGCUGUGUCGUUGACUGGGUCAAGUGCGGCUCUAGGGUUUGUUUGUGGGGUCGUUUUGCACGUGGUUUUGAAAGUGCGAGUGAUGGAUUUUUCGAGGUUGGGGUUUUCCGGGCCAGACUCCGAAGCUGGUGGUGAAGAAGAGUUGCUCGUUAGUCCCUAA